AUGGCGGUUGGAAUCAUAGCCAGGCAGAGGGCACUUGUCCUGACACACGACCUCGAGAUUUCGUGGGCGGAGACGGGAAAAUGUCCGGCGUGUUUUGGGGACACCUGUGAACUUCUCCACCGGGGACACUUCCAGAACGUGCAUUCAGACAGGCCGUUGAAGAAAGGUGCAGUUUCCAUCGGGACUGUGGACGGUAAAACGGUUAUUGCUAAAAUUCUGGGUGAGGAACAUGUAUGGCAGAGGUUUCUACAAGAAGUGAAACAGCUGUUUGUCAAAAGCGAGAGAACAGGAGUAGACAGGCGAGAGAACAGGAGUAGACAGGGUCGGACGCGCGUUUCUCGCCACGUCACUUCUCCUCAACGAGGAUCGGUUUUACUCCGAUAUUUCACUACAAAGUCUACAACACCUUGGCCUUUUCCAAAGUCUUACGGGGCUUGCGGCAGAGUUAUUUUGGUGGAACAUGCAGGGAGGACGCUAGACACCUUCAUGGACUUCCCCUGGGGAGUUCGAGCUGGCAUUGCAGUACAGUUGUUACAACUAGUGGACACUCUUCGCGGAAAGGACCCGGACUGGGUCCUGUUUUUAACAGACGUGUCUUUCCAAAACUUUGCAGUCGACAGCCGCGGACGGGUUAGACUGAUAGACUUGGAUGAUGUGAUGGUGAUCGACCGGAGAACGGUCGUCAGUCAUGAACUGACGGAGAUGUGCAACGAGCAGUGUUACGUGGACUUCCAGAACAAACUAUUCAACGACCCGUAUCACUGUCAGGACAUUCUAAGGUACACUCCAAUGAUGUAUGCCAGCAUAUGUGCCCGAAUUUUGUCUAACCACCUGAAAUAUCCUGAGCGACGCAACUGGGGGGAAAGCAGUGAAGCAAACGAAGAACAAAGUACGGAAGAUAAAGUUGAGGAGCCCCUCAAAGGCCUUCUACACGACCCUCCUGGUGAAAUUAACGGUCCGCUAGAGGACGCCCUUAGACAGUGUGUUCAGGAGACUCAACCUGGAGGUCGACUGAACGCUGUCUUGACACUGCAGCAACUCUUAAAGUUAAAGAAGACGUAGUCUAGAAUCGUUGUAAUAAAAUUUCCUUACAAUAUGGGCAGGAAGGGGACUGUGAUUUCUGACUCCUCUGAUUUCCUUGUGUAUCUCAUCAGCUGGAUCCUCAUCAACGUGAAGUGACCCAACGGUCGUAUUACGAGGCCACCACUAUGUAAAAAACGACUCCUAAGAUAGUUUCUUUCGCCUCCUACAAGAGACCUAAUGGGUCAUAUCUCCAAGACUCUGAUCAAAUGGAAUAUUUUACUUUUGCUGAAAACUAUGGGAAUUUAAGGAUCACAGUGACUGCUGUCGACGCGGAUCAAAUUAUAAGUGCACUAUAGAGAAACAGAUCCAGAAGACCAUUUUUUAUCAUAAUCAAGUCAUAAUCCAUAAAGUAAUUGAAAAAAAUGUCUUAGGCCCUCAUCCAUCGGAGGUAAACGGACCUGCAGACGAUUGUAGUUCCGUUUACCUGGUAGUUCGCUGUAUUAUCCACGCGUAUUUCUACGUAGGCCGACCGUCUGUGCAUAUAUAAGUACACUUACUGAGCUUCAUAUUCCAAUUCAUAUAACCUGAAAGUCAGCUUAUUCGUCUAUUGUAUAGGCAAGG
Messenger RNA from Branchiostoma belcheri (Belcher's lancelet), 1644 nucleotides. RefSeq names its product deleted in autism protein 1 homolog. Bases 1 to 1062 code for a protein of 353 amino acids. The record is from RefSeq and is a predicted model, not a curated record. Lineage: Eukaryota; Metazoa; Chordata; Leptocardii; Amphioxiformes; Branchiostomatidae. The transcript is spliced from 4 exons.